GGCGCUGCUGCCCGAGGGGACGCUGAUCCGGGAGCUGCUGCCCACAGCCAUGCAGCUGUGCAGACUCCGGACCCACCAGUGGUGCUUUGUUCUGUUCAAUGUCCUGCUGUUCCACAUGCUGCUUUUUGGGGCAGACUUGUUGGAGGAAUACUUCCUGCGGUCACUGCCUCUCUCCUACAGCGAUGCGAAGACGCUGGAGAUCAGGGAGCGGGCCAGGAGGCUGGACAUGGCCCCGCUGAAAGCCAACCUCUCCGGGUCUUACAGUGUCAGCAGCGCAGCAGCAUGCUCUGAUCAAGAGAUAUUUCUGCUUGUUCUCGUCUGCAGCAGCCCAGGAAACAGGACGAGGCGCAAUGCCAUCAGGCAGACGUGGGGCAAUGUGACGGACACCGCGGGUUACGCUGUCCUCACCAUGUUUGCUUUAGGAAGGCCGGCUUCGGCAGAAGCCCAGCUGGAGAUUGAUGAAGAGUCUCAAAAGCACGGAGAUAUUAUUGAGGGCAGUUUCAUCGACUGCCCUGAGACUCAGACGCAGAAGGUGAUGAUGAUUGUGGAGUGGGUGGUGACUUUUUGUCCUCAUGCAAGGUAUACUCUUAAGACGGAUGAAGAAAUGUUUGUCGGCAUUCCCAGCCUGGCUGGAUACUUGCUCAGCUUAACUCAGCUAGAGGAUGUCUACAGUGGGAGGGUCAUCCACCAGGGGGUGCCUGACAGAGACCCCCAGAGCCCGGGCUUUGUCCCCAUCCAUCAAUACCCAGAAGAGUUUUACCCGGAUUACUGUGACAGGAGAGCCUUCGUCAUGUCGCAGGACGUCGUGCGCAAGGUGUACGUGGCUGCCCGGGAGGUGCCAACUUCAGUGCCUGCCGACGUCUUCGUUGGGAUCUGUGCUAAGAAAGCUGGCAUCACUCCCAUCCACAGCUCUCGCUUCUCCGGGGAAAAGCACAUCAGCUACAAUCGAUGCUGCUAUAAAUUCAUUUUUACCUCUUCCAACAUGAGAGAAGAUGAGCUAUUUAAGGACUGGAAAGAAACAAGUGACGGGAAAGACUGCUCGCUACUGGAAACGUACUACAGCCUGGUGUCCUGCAGGGUUCUGACCUACAUCGAUAAGUUCAAACAGUUCAACUUAGACAGAAUUAAAAAUGAGGCUUUCCAUUUUUCUGAUUAAAAUAUAACCCUGGGGAAGGAAGGCUACGUUUCCUUCCACCACGCCUUCUUUCUUACCUUGUACACAUCAGCAACCUCCCCUCCAAGUUAGCUCUCUUCCCUUCAACAGCAAAUGAAUUAUUCAUGCUAUCAUGUUGCAGUAGCAAAAGCGUUGGAUAUAUUCUAGCUGCAUGCCCUUGUACAUGUGUGUGAAACAAGUAAAACGAGUACAAAG
Molecule: messenger RNA, 1369 nt
Organism: Gallus gallus (chicken)
Lineage: Eukaryota; Metazoa; Chordata; Aves; Galliformes; Phasianidae
Gene: B3GNT10
Product: UDP-GlcNAc:betaGal beta-1,3-N-acetylglucosaminyltransferase 10
Cellular component (GO): membrane
Molecular function (GO): hexosyltransferase activity
Source: RefSeq, marked validated